Cherax quadricarinatus is the source of this 4983-nucleotide messenger RNA. NCBI's taxonomy places the organism in Eukaryota, Metazoa, Arthropoda, Malacostraca, Decapoda, Parastacidae. The record is from RefSeq and is a predicted model, not a curated record.
GAGCUAUGAUGGCACGUAUUGAUCCACAAAUUGAUUUUCUCCACUUGUUGUGCACUGCGCAUGACUGGUGAUGUCAUCACAAGAAAAAUUCACAGGAGGGGAGAGCUUGAGCGGCGGCUCUACUGUUUUCUUGCUAAAGUCGUGUUCUGAAGAAUGCGAAUGGAUUGCAAGGUCUAUGUGGGCAACCUUGGCAACAAUGCUGCAAAGCAUGAGCUGGAGUCAGCAUUCACCAAGUAUGGUCCAUUAGUGAAUGUGUGGGUUGCACGUAAUCCUCCUGGCUUUGCAUUUGUUGAAUUUGAGGAUCCACGGGAUGCUGAAGAUGCAGUUCGAGCCCUGGAUGGAACUCGUUUAUGUGGUGUGCGUGUAAGAGUGGAGAUGUCCACUGGCCGAUCACGCCGUGAACGAUACCGUUCUUCCCCAAGACGAGGUGGAAGUAGGCGAUCAAGGUCCCGUUCACCUAGGAGGUUUGGUCGUUCUCGUUCCAGAUCACCAAGACGCUCCCGAUCUCGCUCCCCCAGAUUUGUGUUGAUCUUUCUUAGAACCAAAUGCUUCAUAGUAAUGAGAGACUUCUAGAACUGUUCCCAAAGGUCACAAGAAGUGCUAGAAUAGCAAGUGACACUACGUUGACUCCAUUUUAUACAGUUAAAGGAUUUUUUUUUUUUUUUUGGUGUGUCUCAUUGUAUUUGGUUUUGGCCAUGCUGUUUUGUUUCAUAAAAAAUAACCUAACCUAUAUCUAUAAGAAUGGAGAGAGCAAGGGGAAGGGAGGAGGGAGAGUGAUGAAGAAAGAAAAUACAACCUGUAUCUGAGGGACUAGAAUGAUCUGUAACUUUAAUUGCUAAAGUUUGUAAGUUAUAUAAAAUUAAUGAGGAGGUAUUAAAAACUUUCAUGGGUUUAUGAAGGAUGAGGUAAACCAUAGACUUGAUGAAAAAAGGAGAGUGGUGCAUUGAGGUAUCUGUGGAGACAAAGAACUUUAUCCAAGGAGGCAAAGAAGGGAACAUACUUGAGUAUAGUGGUACCAACACACUUACAUGGGUGUGAAGCAUGGGUUGUAAAUACUGCAGCGAGGACGUGGCUGGAGGCAGUGAAGAUGUCAUGUCUAAGGGCAGUGUGUGGUAUAAAUAUUAUGCAGAGAAUUUGGAGUGUGGAAAUUAGAAUGUGUGAAGUUAUUAAAAGUAUUAGAGGGCUGAAGAGGGGCUGUUGAAGUGGUUUGGUCAUUUAGAGAGAAUGGAACAAAGAAUGACUUGGAGAACGUAUAAAUCUGUUGGAGAAGGAAGUUGGGGUAGGGGUCGUCCCCAAAAAGAUGGGAGGGAGGGGGCAAAGGAGGUUUUGUGGGCGAAGGGGCUGGACUUCCAGCAAGCGUGUGAGAGCAUGUUAGAUAGGAGUGAAUGGAGACGAAUGGUUUUUGGAACCUGAUGAGCUGUUGGAGUGUGAGCAGGGUAAUAUUUUGUCAAAAAUUCAGGGAAAUCGGUUAGCCAGACUUGAGUCCUAGAAGUGGGAAGUACAAUGCCUGCACUUUAAAGGAGGAAUUUAGGAUAUUGGCAGUUUGGAGGGACGUCUAAACUGUCGUAUCUGAGCGUCUCUGCAAAGACAGUAAUUAUGUAUGAGUGAUGGUGAAAGUGGUGAAUGAUGAAAGUUUUUUCACUCUUUUGGGGGUUUUCUUUCUUUUUAGGCCACCCUGCCUUGGUGGGAAACGGUCGACGUCUUAAAAAAAAAAAGAAAAAACGAGUAUUUGAUGAUGCAAAAUUUUAUACAAACUUUUUUUUUUUUUUUUUAAUGCUGUCUCCCACUGAAGCAGGGUGACCCAAAAAAAAAAAAAAAGAAAUUUUCAACAUCAUUCACACUAUCACUGUCUUGCAAGAGGUGUGCAUAUACGUACGACAGUUUAGAUAUCGCUCUAAACUGCAAAUAUUCCAAACCCCUCCAUUAGCGUGCAGGCACUGUACUACCACCUCCAGGACUCAAGUCCAGCUAACUGGUUUCCACUGAAUCCCUUCACAAAAUAUUACCCUGCUCACACUCCCAACAGCUCAUCGAGUCCCAAAAUCCAUUCAUCUCCACUCACUCCUAUCUAACAUGCUCACACAUGCUGGCUGUAUGUCCAAGCCCCUUGCAUACACAACCUCUUUUACCUUCCCUCCCUCCAUCCUUUCCUAAGACGAGCCCUACCUUGCCUUCCCUCCACUAAAGACUUAUGCACCUUCCAAGUCAUCCUAUUUUGCUCCAUUCUCUCUAAAUGACCAAGCCACCUCAACAACCCCUCCUCAGCUCUCUGAAUAAUACUUUUAGUAUCUCCACAUCUCCUAAUAUUCACACUAUGAAUUCUCUGCAUAAUAUAUAUGCCACACAUUCCCCUCCAUUACAUCUCCACUGCCUCCAGCCUCUUUGUUGCUGCAAUGUUCACAAUCCAUGCUUCACACCCAUGGGUUGUGAAUUUCUUCUUUCAACAAACCAGCCGAUAUGCCACCGAGGCAGGGUGGCCAAAAAAGAAAAACAAAAGUUUCUCUUCAUAACUUUAGUAAUGUAUAUAGAAGGGGUUACUAGUUCCUUGCUCCCAGCAUUGUAGUUGCCUCUUAAUAACAUGCAUGGCUUAUGGAAGAAGAAUUCUGCUCCAUUUCCCCAUGGAGAUAAACAAGAACUAGCAAGAAAAUAGAAGAAAACCCAGAGGGGUGGGUAUAUAUAUGCCUGUAUAUGUUUAGUGUGACCUAAGUGUAAGUAGAAGUAGCAAGACAUACCUGAAACCUUGCAUGUUUGAGACAAAAAAAAACACUAGCAAUCCUACCAUCAUGUAAAGCAAUUACAGGUUUCCAUUUUACACUUGCUUGGCAGAACAGUAGUACCUUCCUGGGCAGUUGCUGUCCACCAACCUACUACCUAGGGGUUGUAAAUUUACCAUGACUAAGUUCCUUGAAAAGAACUUGGGUAGAAUAAAUGGAAGUAUAAAUAGUUGAUGGAAUUGAAUGUUAACCCUUUCACUGUCCAGACCCAUUAAAUUAAUAUUGCUCUGUCCUCUGUUUAAUUAAACCAAAAUGGUAGAAAGUCCUUUUCUGAAGGUAAUGGAACAAAUGUAUCUUUACCCUUAUUUAAGGUCUGCUCAUUUACUUAAAGGUAAAACCUUGGUCUACAUAUUCUCUACCCUUCAUAAAUCUUCCCUGCUCCUUUGUAAUCCUAUUUUUUCUUUCCCUUAACCUUUUCAUUAAUUGUUUUGAACUUUACCUGGUACACUCAUCCCUAUCAUUCCUACAUUCUCCUGUUCCCUUUUCCCUUACACAGAGGAAACAAUGCAUGCUUUCUACCAGUCCUUUAGUACCUUCUCUUUCUUGCAUCUAUUCUGAACAAUCACUCCUACCUGCUUUUAACAUUUACCUUAAUCCCAUCUACCUACCCCAGCCACUUUACUCCUCUUUCAUUUUAUCCAUUGCCUUGCCUACUUUCCCCACAUCCCACUAAUAAAUGAGGUUAUCCCUCCCUUCCCAGUGCAUGAAAUCACUGCUUUCCUUUAUCAGUAACAUUCAGCAGCUUGUCAGAAUUACAUAUAAUGAUAAAAGGAUACAAGAGAAUAAAGAAAAUCGCUCACAUCAACAGAGACAGUGCUUACAGUUACUAACAAAAGAAAGUACAGUAAUUUUUGUGUUUUAAGUCUACUACUAUUUUUUUUUUUCCUCAUGGACAGUGGUAGAACAGUGGAAUGGUGCUACAUCUGUUGGAAAUUAAAAAAAAUUAUCAAUUUAGUUCUGAAAAUGGGACACCAUGAGCAUAGCUCUGUUGUUGUAGCUCUAUAUAGGUAGAAAUAAUAGGUGCUAUAAGCACAUGCAACUUCUACAGUGUUACAGGGGCUAUAAUCACAUGCAAAUCCUUCACACUGCUACACACAGAUCACAUCAAAUGCUACAGUGCUACAAACAGCUCAUCUCACAUUGUGAUGCACACUCAGACUUCACAGUACUGCAUAAGCACAACAUAGGUAGGUUGGUAGACAGCAACCAUCCAGGGAGGAGUUACCAUCUUGUCAUAAGUGUGUGAAAUGGAAGUUUCUGUUUUACACUGGCAGGAUUAUUGGUCUUUAUUUUUCUGUCUAUUAAACCUUGUAAAUGAUGCAGAAUUGUAUGUAUAUUUAGUAUAUGCUUUACUUUGUGUAUUUUUCUUAAUAGUUCAUAUUUCCAAUUAGGAAGUCUGGUCAGAGAUGUGGCUGUGGGGCAAAUGAUCGUCAGAAUCGUUUAGAUUAACUGUUUAGUAUUAACGUGCAUAACACCAUGCUGUAUAAAGCAGACCCCAUACCAAGGUACAUAAGUAGAUCUCUCACUACUAUGCCUGCAAACCUCUCACUGUGCUGCACAUGCAGGCCCCCCUUGCUGUGCUGCACAUGCAGGCUCCCAUCGCUGUGCUGCAUGUGCAGGCCCCCCUUGCUGUGCUGCACGUGCAGGCCCCCCUCGCUGUGCUGCACGUGCAGGCCCCCCUCGCUGUGCUGCACGUGCAGGCCCCCCUCGCUGUGCUGCACAUGCAGGCCCUCCCUCGCUGUGCUGCACGUGCAGGCCCCCCCUCGCUGUGCUGCACAUGCAGGCCCUCCUCACUAUGCUGCACAUGCAGGCCCUCCUCGCUGUGCUGCACAUGAAGGCCCCCCUUCCUCGCUGUGCUGCACAUGAAGGCCCCCCUUCCUCGCUGUGCUGCACAUGCAGACCCCCCUUCCUCACUGUGCUGCACAUGCAGACCCCCCUUUCUCGCUGUGCUGCACAUGCGGAUCCCCCCCUCGUUGUGCUGCACAUGCGGAUCCCUCUUCACUGUGCCGUAUGUGCUGACUCCUCUCUGUUACAGACUUAUCACUGCCACACAUGCAAACUUCUCACUAGAGUCCUGCAUACAGAUCUCUCACUGCUACACAUUUAAGUCUCACUGUGCUUCACAUACUGGCCUCUGCGUCCUGCACACAGCCCACAAUACAUAAGUGCAGAAUGCUAAAAAAUAUUCAGAUAAACACCAAUUAUUUUU